UGGGUGACCUGUUUGGUUACAAACGCAUGCCAAACCUUGUUUGCUGCUUUUAAAUGCUCUCCUCCUCCCCCUUGGCUUUCUUUCAAAGAGUCUAUAAAGAAUUGAUUCAAGAAGCAGCGGCAACGACAAUAAGAAGAAGAAAACAUUCAAAGAUUGUGUGUGCACGUUAACGCCAUCCUUUUCGGAGACACACGUACGUACAUUAGCAUUUUCUGAUCCUCCAACAAUAACAUAUUUAUAAGGAAAAUAAAUAGAAAAGAAACAGAAUCAGAACAGAGAGCGAAAGUUAUGGAUACUCUGUGCUUGAAAAGCGGGAUUUCCGGAAUAACUCCGUCGAUCCCCGUGGGUGGGGCCCUCGAAGUCCGUUCAAACGCAACACAACAAAGGAGUGCAGUUGGCAGGUCCACGGUGGAUAAAUCGACGGGGGCUGCGCCGCCUAAUAAAACGUUGUCGUCUAGGUUAUUUUCUUUUAGGUAUCCUUUGAAGUCUCUGUGGCCGGGGCUAGGGGGAAGUGGUGGUGGUGGUGGUGGUGGUGGAAGUAGUAAAAGAUACAAAGGGAUUGCAUUAGAAGACGCUGUUUUGGUGGAGAAUGGAGAGAAGUCGGUUGUUGAAGGGGGUUGCAAGAAUGAAACGACAAUGGGGACAUCGUAUGCGGAAGGGCAAGAUAUGAAUUGGGUGUUGAAGAUUCUGCAGGUGAGGUCUCUCUGGAGAGCCAGAGACGAUACGAGACAAGGUGAAAGAUUGGAGAACGAAGAGGGUGUUGUGGUGGACGAUCAGAUGGAUGAUAAUGAAGAUGUUGAUGAAGAGGAAUGUGAAAUUUGUAAAAUUGAUGAUGACGAAGAAGAGUUGGAGUUUGACAAAGAAUCUUUUUCCAGUUUGUUACGGAGGGUGUCAUUAACUGAAGCCAAGCUCUAUGCUCAAAUGUCCUAUUUAGGGAACUUGGCUUAUUGCAUUCCAAAAAUCAAGGCAGGAAAUCUACUCAAAUAUCGUGGACUACGGUUUGUGACUUCUUCAAUAGAGAAAAAAGAUUUGGCAAUGAAAUCCGAGAAGGAUCAGGUGGCUUCUGAAAAGCAGGAAGCAGACAGCAAGCCAGAAGAUGAGGCCAAAGGCAAGGAGCAGAAGAACAAUGGUUAUCGAAUUAGUGCAUCUACUGCUUAUCAAAUAGCUGCCUCCACUGCUUCUUAUCUGCAUUCUCAUACAAAGAGCAUUCUUCCAUUCAAAUCCUCAAAAUCUGAGGCUGGUGCAGAUUUAUCAGAAAGGGGCAGUAGAACUGAUGUCAAUAUUAAUAUGAUGAAUGCAGAAGUAGCCUCUUUCAUGGCAACCACUGAUUCAGUGACGGCUGUGGUUGCUGCAAAGGAGGAAGUGAAGCAAGCUGUUGCAGAUGAUUUGAAAUCGACACGUUCAUCACCCUGUGAGUGGUUCAUUUGUGAUGAUGAUCAAAGUGGUACGAGGUUCGUUGUGAUUCAGGGGUCUGAAUCUUUAGCAUCUUGGCAGGCAAAUUUACUUUUUGAGCCUUGUCAGUUUGAGGGAUUCGAUGUGCUUGUGCAUAGAGGUAUAUACGAGGCUGCAAAAGGAAUAUAUGAACAGAUUUUGCCUGAGGUUCGUGCACACCUAAAGGCUAGUGGUAACCGUGCAACAUUCCGCUUCACUGGACAUUCUCUUGGGGGCAGCUUGUCACUACUUAUAAACCUGAUGUUGCUCAUACGGGGUGAAGUGCCAGCAUCUUCCUUGCUUCCUGUGAUAACAUUUGGUGCACCGUCUAUCAUGUGUGGAGGUGAUCAUCUUCUUCGCAAGCUUGGGUUGCCACGAAGUCAUGUUCAGGCAAUAACAAUGCACAGAGAUAUAGUCCCUCGAGCCUUCUCUUGUAAUUAUCCUAAUCAUGUUGCAGAGCUUCUGAAGGCUGUUAAUGGGAACUUCCGUAAUCAUCCUUGUCUAAAUAACCAGAAGCUACUAUAUGCUCCAAUGGGGGAGCUACUGAUACUACAACCGGAUGAGAAAUUUUCUCCCAAUCAUCCCCUCCUUCCUUCUGGCAGUGGGUUAUAUUUCUUAAGCUGCCCGUUAUUGGACACCAGUGAUGCUGAGAAGCAGCUGCAGGCUGCAAAGUUGGUAUUCUUAAAUUCGCCACACCCACUUGAGAUCCUAAGUGAUCGCUCUGCAUAUGGUUCCGAAGGAACCAUUCAAAGGGAUCAUGACAUGAAUUCUUAUUUAAGAUCUGUGCGGAGUGUGAUUCGCCAAGAGCUGAAUCAAAUCAGGAAGGCCAGGAGAGAGCAUCGUCGCAAGUUUUGGUGGCCUCUUGUGUUACCGCAUAGAAUAAAUUCUGGUAUCAUUGUGGAAAGGUCAGUGACGUCUGUGAACUUGGGCAUAGGCCUAGACCAAUUCAAGUUUUCUGGCAUCCUACAGACAAGUAAAGAAUCCUUGAAACGGUUGAGCAGGCUUGUUGCAUCACAGCAUAUGCAUUUGCUUGUAGUAUUGUUGUUCCCUGCACGAUUAUUACUUCUGGGGGCAUAUAACGUGAUCAGCUUCUAAUGGGUUGCCACAAUGUAUACUUUUUUGUAGAAUAUUGUACAGUGGGGGCACAUGGCUGGCUAUAUGGUUGGUUAGAUAAUUCUUUAUUCAUUGGAUUUGGAUAUGAAAAGCAAUUGGAAUGUUGAAAUGAGAUGUAGAGAGAGAAAAAAAAAAAAAAAAAAAAAAGAAACAGUCAAUAUCAUUCAAUGCAAAAUUGAAAAUACAGUUUGGAUUCAUUUUGUA
Messenger RNA from Pistacia vera, 2748 nucleotides. Its product is annotated as phospholipase A1 PLIP2, chloroplastic-like. The record is from RefSeq and is a predicted model, not a curated record. The transcript has 5 exons. Bases 289 to 2526 code for a protein of 745 amino acids. Gene Ontology annotation, molecular function: glycerophospholipid phospholipase A1 activity. Gene Ontology annotation, biological process: lipid metabolic process. NCBI's taxonomy places the organism in Eukaryota, Viridiplantae, Streptophyta, Magnoliopsida, Sapindales, Anacardiaceae.